UGCAGACUAUGGCUGAGGAAAGAUAUAUAAGAAGUGCACUCACUAUCUAAUAAUAACAUAGUUUAAAAGAAUAAGACAAUAGACAAGGGAACAACUGUUUUGAUAUAUUUAUAGACAGAAAACUAAUUAUUGUUAUAUAGCUCAACACGCUUAAGGUUAGUAUUAUUGUUUAAAUCUUAUUUUCCUUGAUUUUUUGAAAGUACCAUGCUUUACCAUGACUCAGAGAAAAACACUAUUUUGUGAAGUAGCUAACAUAGCAUAAUCAGAUGCAGCUUUAUUUUUAGUAACAGUAAUACAGAAACUCCAUCAUACAAUAAGUUUUAAAAUUAAUUGUAUUUAUCAACACAAGCCAUCCAGCAUUUAAUACGAUAUUCUAAAAUCGAUCUUACUGCAGUGUGUCUCAAACAAGUGUCUCACACCAGCCAAUGAGCGAACGCACAGAGUAACGUUAUAACAUAAUUUUCAACACACUCAAAUGUAUCUAAUAUGAUAAACAGAGCUGCGUUACCUCAUACUCAUGACUGGAAAAGCGGAAGCAGCGCCGGCGACUGUGGCAUAAUAAAAGUUCCGCUGCUCGCUAUGUGUGUUGCGCAAUCACUCCAGCGGAUUUGUUCAGCUCCCACAACACUCGGUCCUGCUCUGCUUCAUACUACAGUAACGUUAAUAAUCGCAUCCAUGAACAUGAUUUCUUCCCGAGUCCUAUCCCAAUUCUUUUCCACCGGCCGUUGAGGUGAAGACCACAUGUCCCAAGAUUCCGCGCUCAAACUUUGCGUUAUCAAGCUACGAUUUUGUUUUGAAUAGGCCUCUAGCGGACAGAAAAUAUUACAUAUUCCACCUUUAAGUGCUUCUUUUUGAAAGAUAAAUAGAACACUGCAAUGAUACCUUGCCCAGACCCGUACCACUGUCCCUCUCAUCUGGAGACCUUGACUUUGACUGAUCAAUUGUUUGUCUACAAAGAAAAAACUCUGGAAGAAAGUCUUGUAGAAGGUUGCUGUGGAAUAAAGCCUAACAACAGAUAUGAGGUGAAGGAUGACAUCGGGAACAAAAUUUUUACUAUUCUUGAGGACAACGAUUGUUGUAACAGGACUUACUGUGCUGCAGCACGUUCCUUCAUAAUGAAUGUUUUUAACAACUCAAAUCAAGAGAUCAUCAGACUGGUGCGACCAUUUGUUUGCAACUGCUGCAAAAAUGAGCUGGAGGUUCAGUCUCCACCGGGCGUUACCAUCGGAUAUGUUCAACAAAACUGCCAUGUUUGCUUACCUAAAUUCACAAUUGAGAAUGAACGAGGUGAACCAGCAUUUAAGAUUGCCGGACCAUUUUUACCUUCCAUUUCCUACUGCGCGGAUGCAAACUUUGAGCUGGUGUCUUUGAAUGGGGCAGCAAUAGACAGAUCAUUUGGCAAGAUCGUCAGACCUUUCUCAUGCUGUGGACCAAAUGCAGAUGCAGAUUUUGUGCUGAGGUUUCCAAGAAACUUGGAAGUCAAAAUGAAAGCUACACUACUAGGGGCCUGCAUACUUAUUGACUGCAUUUAUUAUGAAGAGGUACAAUAACAUGAAACUUUGGCCUACUUCAGAAAGAAGGUGGAAGAGAAAUGUCUACAGACUGCUUGCCAAAAUAUCCUACAAUAAAGGCUGAAGAGAGAAGAAUAGUUAUUGUA
Molecule: messenger RNA, 1657 nt
Organism: Ctenopharyngodon idella (grass carp)
Lineage: Eukaryota; Metazoa; Chordata; Actinopteri; Cypriniformes; Xenocyprididae
Product: phospholipid scramblase 2-like
Exons: 8
Coding region: 876-1550 (224 amino acids)
Biological process (GO): plasma membrane phospholipid scrambling
Cellular component (GO): plasma membrane
Molecular function (GO): phospholipid scramblase activity
Source: RefSeq, a predicted model, not a curated record